Molecule: messenger RNA, 1330 nt
Organism: Xenia sp. Carnegie-2017
Lineage: Eukaryota; Metazoa; Cnidaria; Anthozoa; Malacalcyonacea; Xeniidae
Product: TNF receptor-associated factor 3-like
Molecular function (GO): protein binding
Source: RefSeq, a predicted model, not a curated record
AAAGUUGACCUUGGAUAAACACAAAGUGUAGAAUCUAAAAAGAAAAUGACCAGAAUGAUUAAAAUUACGUAAAAGACUUGAUAAAAAGAAAUGGAAGAUAGCGACAAUUGGCUGUUGAAGAUAAGCUUGUUUCUUGACGACAGAGAGCUGGACGAUGAACAGGAAAUGAGACAAAAACGGAAAAAGAAAUUGAAUUAUCACAUCGCAAUGUUGCGGACAAUUGUGAAAGAUCAAGAGACGAGGAUAAAGGAACUAAAUGAGAAGAUUGCAGAACAAAAGCAAUACAUUAUUCGAGUAGAGGAACGUCUUCAAAAAUACAAGGAAGAAUUAGACGAGAAAAAAAAGCAUGUAGACCUUGAAAUCAACUUUGAAAGAUGUACAACAGGAUGUCUCCAAACUACGUGUGACUACACAAAACAGAACAAAAAUCUCUCGGAGACGCUUGAAGAUUUGAGCGAUAAAUUUGAUCAGUUUUUAAUUGAAUAUGCCACUUUCAAGAGUACGGUUGAUCUCAGGGAUAGCCCGUGGUAUGGAGAACAUCUUUGGAUAAUUAGAAACUACACGAGACGUUUAAGGCGCAUCCGCUCCGGCAAACUUGAUGAUCCAAUUAGAAGUGAGCCUUUUUACACGGGACUGCCUGGUUACAGGCUAUGCGUAUGGGUGUAUUUGAACGGUCGGGGACACUAUCUAGAUUCAAUAUCUGUCUACGGGAAAGUGAUGGCCGGAGAUUAUGACCCCAUCAUGCAAUGGCCCAUACGGCCUCAGUUCACGUUCAUACUCUACGAACAGAAUCGAGGCGACAUGCAUCGUAGUGACAUCGUGAGACGCCGUAAGGUUCACGAGAUCAAACGAGAUAACAACGAGAAGGAUAAAACAGGCAACGGUAUCCCCCGUCCUCUAGGCGAUGAUAGAUCGAUAAUUGUAGGAUUUGACAAUUUUGUCAGUCAUGAAGAAUUACAUACACGCGGUUUUUUGAAAAAUGAUAACAUUUUCCUCAAGGUUGAAGUGGAAAUAAAAGUUUAGAGAUAAUUUUGUGGUGACGAAUCUUGUCAAAGUGUUGUAAUGUCACUUUCUCCAUCGUCAGGGAUUAGAAAGAGAAAAAUAUCUGAUUACUCGAAAGCAUCAGACUAAACGUCAUAAGUAUAAUCUCCAGUUAUCAUUCUCAAAAUAAAAAUUUCAGAAGAGUUUGUUGUUUAUCACCUGUGAAGAAAUUGAGUUCACUUGCAAGUUUUGGGACCAUCAUAAAAUUCACAUCGUACUAUUAAACAUUUAGCGUUAAAUAAAUCAUUAACCAGAUAUGAAUUAUAUUAAACAAAACAUUUGUUUGAAA